GCGCCAUAAAGAAAAGUGCGCGGCAUGAGCGCAGGAUCGUCAACGGCCGGCCUACUGGAGACCCUCACAGGAUUCUACCACGUAUCGGUUCCGAUUGUCACGACAUUGAUCGUUGUCCUCGGGAGUCUCAGUGGGCUGUACAUCUGGGUCGCGUCGCGCCAAGUUCGUCGUCCCAAGAAGCACGCGACAUCGUUCGAUGACACUUCACAGCCGUCGACGCCGCUGGGAAGGCACAUGCGCCGAACACAAUCGUUCAGUGAGGCAGAUCUCGAAAUCGAAGUGAAAAAGCAAAGCAAGAAAGACGCAGAUGAACAAUCGAGCGAAGACGAAGAAGAAGGGGGCGACAAAUGGGCAGCGGCCCAAGGAUGGAGUACGGGGCAGCUGGAGAUGUUUAAAGUCCUGCGCCAGAAGUUCUUCUCGAACGCAGACUGCAAAUUCGUCGGUGAACUUAUUGGGAACGUCGAGGUCCUAACGUUGGAGACGGGCGACGUGAUCUUUGGUCGGCGCAAGUACGAUGGCUCGCUUCUCUUCGUAUCUUCAGGCAGCGUCUGGUUGUCUGCGUUCCAUGAAGACCGGUCGUUCGUUCAUACUAUCAAGAAGCACGAGGGUGUUACUUCUACCUCCGCCAUCUUGCGCGGAGUCCUCGAGGACAAGUUUGAGGGCUUGGACAUGCAAGCGGUCGCUGCGGAAAGCCCAACGCUGGUGCUUCGCAUCAGUGUGGAUAAGCUCAAGACCACCAUUUCCAAGUAUCCUCAAAUCGCGAUCUUCUUGGCGCAUUUGUCGCUGUCGCAGCUUGAACGGAUCACAAUGCGGUCUCUCAUCGACUACUUUGGAUACCUUGACGGCCUUUUUUGCCCCAUGGCGUACUUUGACGUGCUCAAGAAUGACUCGGACACAGUGCGAGGGAUUGCAAUGACGCUCGGGCUGGAUUAUGUCGAGCUGCAGACCCAGUUUGCUGGCGCUACGCAGAUUCGAUCGUUGGAGGACGGCAGUCUCGUCGAAAUGCCAUCGGGCACGGAAGAUGAUGAUAUUGCCGACGUGUACUUUGUACUCGAGGGUGCUGUGUCUGUGGAGAUUUUGCUAUGCCACCAGAGCACCAAUGACGACGAGUUCGUAUCGCUCUUUAAAGUGUCGACGGGGUGUUGCCUCGGCAUGGCGUCGGCAAUUGUCGGCAACACUGGAUUGCUCAAGGCGAGAUCUGUCAUGCAGGCAAAGGCUGUGGGCCGAACACGCGUCGUCCAACUGAACGGUGGGGUGUUUCGCUCGAUGCUGCAAACCCAUCCAGCGUUCUUUAAUCGAUGUGUGCAAACGGUGGUGCGGCAGUAUGGGUCGCAAGCGGCACUUCUCGACAACUUUUUUGAGCGGGUGCACGUUGACAGCGGCGACGCCAUCUACCACGUCGGUGACUCGUCGAAUGCCAUGUACACAUUGCUCACCGGUCGGUUGCGCGAAGUCCAUAGUCAAACCAGCAGCACGGGAACAGUCGUCAAGAACACGAGGGAGCUCGUCAAGGGUGCGACGUUGGGCGCCAUGGACUUGCUCGCGUCUAGUAAACGGGCAUCCACGGUGUACGCUAUACGAGACUGUCAGGUGUCGAAAAUGCCUCGGGUCGUGCUCGACUACAUGCUUCGAGCGCAACCGCAAGUCCUGAUUCACUUUACGCGUCAAAUGGCUAUCCACAACACUGACCGCACAGGCGACAACGAGUUUGUGUCGUCACAGGCGAAUCGCUCGCCAAUGAAGCUACCCGUCACAACAAUCGCUGUCCUGUCAGCGACCAAAGGUGUCUCGAUCCACGAGUUCACGACGGAGCUGCACAAGGCGCUGCAGACAAUCGCAACGACGGAAGUCGUGUCUUCGAGCAAGGCUGAGCGGCACUUCAACGGUCAGUGGCGCAGUUUGGGUAUGUCGGCUUGGCUGGCAGAAAUGGAAAGCUCCCACCAACUCGUUGUGUUCGAGGCCGACGCAGUCCUGACGCCGUGGACCAAGUUGUGUAUCCGUCAAGCCGAUCAUAUCUUGCUUGUGUGCAAGGACACUGACCAAGAACUCGACUUGAAGGACCUGAAUCCAUUGCUUCUUCAGGCGUACUCGAUCAAAAACGUUGAAGUCAACAUCGUCCGCAUGAAGUCCACGACAGCGCACGGGUCUGCAAACACGCCUCCUCUGCAUCAAGUCGAGUACGUCAACUAUUUUCACAACAUUCGUAUGCCGCUCCACGAAAACACCAACGACAUGCUCCGAGUGGCCCGGAGAUUAACUGGGCGGUCGAUCGGGCUAGUCCUUGGCGGCGGGGGUGCCCGUGGACUCGCGCACAUUGGGAUCCUCAAGGCGCUGGAAGAGUGCGGGUUGGACGUGGAUGUCGUUGGCGGGACGAGCAUGGGCGCGCUCAUUGCAGCGUUGUACGCGCAAUAUCCAAAGGACCUGGAGCGAGUUAUCAAGCACGCACGGCGGUUUUCAAGCAAAGCGGCCAACAAACUCGCCAAGUUGUUUGAGUUGACGUUGCCGAUUGCGUCGUGGUUUGACGGAUCGAGUUUCAACACUGGGCUGCAGCUCGAGUUUGGCAUGACGCGCAUCGAGGAUUUGGUGCUCAACUUUUUUUGCAUCUCAACCGACAUUGUCAAGAAGUGCACGGGGGUUCAUCGAUCUGGCACGCUCUGGCGCUACGUUCGCGCUUCCAUGUCCCUCCAGGGAUACCUUCCCCCAAUCUCCGAACCAAGCGGGUCCCUUCUCCUCGACGGCGGGUACGUCAACAACCUCCCCGCCGACGUGAUGAAGGAGGAAGGCGUGAAGAUCGUGUUUGCUGUGGACGUUGGCCGAGACAACACGCGUGAUUACUUUCACUAUGGGGACACUCUGUCGGGAUGGUGGGUCUUUCUGAACAAGCUCAACCCGUUUACGCCGACGGUCCAAGUCCCGUCGAUGGGCGAGAUCACGGACGCGCUGGCGUACGCUGCGUUUUACCAAAACAAAGCGUACGUGAUCAACCAUUACGUGGAUCUGUACUUCAAACCGCCCGUUCAAGCGAUUGGAACCCUCGAAUUCGACAAGUUGGACCUGACCAUCCAGCUCGGGUACGACUACGCCCUCCCCAAGAUCAAGGACUGGAUGAAGAAGAACCCGCACCUCGUCACGCAUGUGCGCCAGCCGCAUGGCGCGUCGGCCACAGGUCGUUCGAAUUCAACGCGAUAAUCGACGAAUUAAUG
Molecule: messenger RNA, 3203 nt
Organism: Aphanomyces invadans
Lineage: Eukaryota; Oomycota; Saprolegniomycetes; Saprolegniales; Verrucalvaceae
Exons: 9
Coding region: 25-3189 (1054 amino acids)
Biological process (GO): lipid metabolic process
Source: RefSeq, a predicted model, not a curated record